This is a messenger RNA of Paramuricea clavata, 7070 nucleotides long. Lineage: Eukaryota; Metazoa; Cnidaria; Anthozoa; Malacalcyonacea; Plexauridae. The record is from the annotation of a GenBank genome assembly.
AACAUGACAAGCGAAUUUUCAAAAAGAAAAUACAUUUUUACAGUAGAUAUUUUUAUUUCAAUUCGUACUAAAAUCUGAGCGUAUUUUGUGGAUUAAACUAUCGGGAGACUGUAUAAUACAAGAUGGAUGAGAAAGUGGGCGAGAAUGAAUUGCUUGAGAGAGUUUUUAUGCGUCUUGGAAGCGCUUCUACAGACGAGCAACUUGAAGAAUUCACAAAGAAAUUUUUGACCCCAGUUUUAUUGAAGCUUGCUAGUCCAAGCGAAGAUGUAAGGAAGAAAGUUCUAGAGCUUCUUGCUCAAAUAAAUCGUCUUUUAAAGAACCGUGAAUGCGUGCAGCUCCCUGUGGAUGGCUUGUUUUUGCAGUAUCAAGACCCACAAUGCACUGAGUUUGUGAGGAAUUUCACUAUUCUCUAUCUUAAAAUGGGCUUCACACGAUUCAAUCCUGCUAAACAGGUAGAGCAUCUGCCUCAGUUAUUUUCCAGCAUGGCCGGGAGACCACAACCACAGCAGAUGUGUUUGCUACAGCUCGCCAUUCCAGUAUUUACCUUGUUUUCUAAAGACGACACGUCUGCGAUGAAGGGUUUGCAUACAGUUAUAAGCAAGGAUAAAACUAUCUUAGAUUUAUUUUUGGGCUUUAUCCUUGAUGUCCUAAUUCUACCGUACGGUGCUGUGACCAAUAACAAGUCAGAUCCGCAAAAGUCGGUUGUACCACCUGGGUUAAGCUGUGCUGCGCUUCAGCAAGUCCUGUCGUCAGGCAUUACCGUUGAUAACCUUGAGGGGAUUAAACUUGGAAUACUCAAGUUUCUUUCUGCAGAUUUGUUUGAUACAACCACAGUCCAAGUCCAUCUUGUUGUUGCCACAAGCGACAGUCAUCACACCAUCACAGAUUAUGCUGGUCAUCAGCUGAAAAGAAUCACUGAAGCAUCAGAUUGGGAACAUGUCAACGUUAUGAGUAAAUUAAUGGCCAUUUUCCUUGGAAGUAUUAACUUACCUGGGAAACCAGCAACCCCACCGGAUGAGUGUCGUACCGCAGCCAGCAUGCCGCUACAGUUAAAGAUUUUCCCCUUCCUGUUGAAGUCACGCAAGAGCACCAAUAUCUUCCCUGCAUGUUUACAAAUUGUGUUUCAAGUCGACCGAGAUGAAGGGCGGAAUCAAGCGAAGCGGAAACUAAAGAAGUUCAGAAUACAGUUCAUUCAUCAUUUAUGUGAAUUUAGCUCGGAUAAAGUUAUCAGUAUUAUUUCACCUAUCUUGCUCUCCACCCUUCUCGAGAUUAUAGCCGAUGAUAACAAAUCUGAUUUAGAACGGAUAACUUUUCUAGCAAUUGGAAAGAUUGCCAAAAGAUCACCAACACUGUUUCAUAAAGAUACGACAGUAAUACAAAGCCUUUUUCAAGCCAUACACGGUAAGGACCCCGACACAGGACUAGACAUUUUGCAAGCAUUAAGCAUGAUUGCAAAUGCUUGUAAGGCAGCAACAUCGCCGACACUUGCUAUGAUCGAAGCGUUGGUGUUACACAAUGUCAGUCAGGAAAAUCCACAGUGCCGACUUGCAGCUCUUCAGAUUACAAACAUUCUUUUCCCUACAAACCAUGUCAAGUCCCGUUAUGCAUGUCUACUAGCAUCUGCUGAUAUGAGAAACGAUAUCAAGGAGGAAGCAAACCGAGGAUUACUUGUUUGCCAGCAUGAGGAAACUGACAGCAACGACAGUCCCAAUUUCCCAGAUUUUUGUGAGAUGGUUAACUUCAUUCACCAAACACUUCAUGAUGGGAAUGGCUAUAAACAAAGCUACGUAACAGUUGCUGGAACUUUGCUGUUUCCACCAGCCAUACUCAUUAACAUGUUGCAAUAUCUUCAUCGCUGUCUGAGUUCCAGCUCCGGUGUAACCCAGGAAGAUGCUGACAACGACCAAUCCCUGAUACCAAUUUCAAAAUAUGUGCAAAAGAUAUUAAACGAUCAACGCACUGUUGUGUACCAAUAUCUUUCAUUUAUCCAAGAAGCUCUGAAGCCUGCUGGUAGUUAUGAGUUACACUCGGUAGCACUUGUUAACCUUCUUGAAAUGCUAGCUUCAGCAACCAAUCGGCUUGCACCAGAGUUGAAUCAAGAUGGGUUGUCGUGGAUUAGGAGCUUCAUUUGGUCAUCUCACAAUGUCAUUCGGAACACGUCUGCCCAAAUAUUUGCAAUCCUGAUUUGUCAAUCUGGAAAGGACAUGGUCCUACAAGAGCUAACCAGCUUGCUCACAACUGUUAAUGAUCCAUCUGAAGCAGUUCAAAAUGGGACAAUCAUUUGUAUUGGUCAUUUAAUUGGUCAGUAUCUCAGCCAGCAGAAUGUGGACACUUCUCAACAAAUGGAGGUGGAAGAUUUAGAUGAUUCAGAAACAUUUGAGCCUAAAAUUGAGAAAGCAAUUUCCGAAACAUUCCUGGCUAUCAUCCGUUUUCUAGCUAGCCAAUCCAGUUUAUUAGUUCAUACAGCUUGCGAUGCCAUUGGUGAAGUUUGUAAACAAAGUAGCAUGCCUUUACCUGAUGGUGUUGUAUCCCCAAAUGAUGGUAACAAUGAUGAAAAGGCUUUACCUGCUGACAAGAUCCUCUCCAAGGCUGAUAUUAUACAGCAGUUGGCUUAUAUAAUGAAUAACUCGAAAGAACAAAAACUUUGCGAGAAAGCCGCACUUGUCCUGGGAAUGACCUGUGUUGGAGAACAGCAGUUUCCCCACAUCAAGGAAGCUAUUGCAAUUCUCUUUGAUGCUUCCAAGAAGCGUGAUAUAGACUUCCAAUUUACGGUUGGUGAAGCUUUAUCAUGUGCUGGUGCUGGCAAAUUGUCCACUGCUUCGCGAAGUAAGUGGGUUGUAGGUGAUAGUUUGGUCAAUGAAAUUCCAGAAACCAAGGAGAUGAUGCGUUGGAUGCUGGAGAAGAUUGUCCGAGAGUACAUCACCAGUGAUGUAGCCCAUGUCCGGAAAGCUGCUUGUAUUUGGUUGCUGGUGUUGUUGAAGCACUCGAGUAAACACAGUGCUGUGCAAGAAAUGAUGGCUGAAAUCCAACAAGCAUUCUCUGCCAUGCUGUCCGAGAGUGACGAGAUUGUACAGGAAGUCUCCUCGAAGGGACUAAGUUUAAUCUACGAGUUUGGAUCAGAAGAGUUCCGGAAGGACAUUGUUGCAUCGUUAGUAGACACAAUGCUUUCUGGCAAGAAGAAAGUUCAAAAUGUCACUGGUGAUACAAAGCUGUUUGAUAAAGCAAUGCCACUUGGAGAUGCUGGUCAACUUUCAACCUACAAAGAACUGUGUUCCUUAGCCAAUGAUAUGAACCAACCUGAGCUUGUGUAUAGAUUCCUACAUCUCGCGAAUCACAAUGCCCUGUGGAAUUCAAAGAAAGGUGCUGCUUUUGGAUUUGCAUCAAUUGCCUCUCAAGCCAGGAAAGAAUUGGAGCCACAUUUGAAAACCUUGGUACCAAAGUUAUACAGGUAUCUUGCUCAUUUUAAAUUCUGUGUAAGAUUUCCAUUCCCAAACAUCUAAUUGUUUUGUUUUGCGGAAAACAUCAUGUUUAUUGACCUGCCAAAUGAGUAAACUCGGUGUUUUCCCAGACCAAAACAAAUAUAUUUGCUAUAGCGUUACAGUAGACUGUGUGAAUCAUGAACAGGAAGAUUUAGAUUCAGAAUAGUGACACCAAAACGAGUGCAAAAAAGCUGUGCAACAGUAAAUUACAGUAUAUACAAACACACAGACCACAUAUAUAUUAUUUUCUAAUAUUUUAUUUCUAGGUAUCAGUUUGACCCAAACAGCAAAGUUCGUGAAGCAAUGUUGAGUAUCUGGCAUGCAAUAGUGAAAGACCAACAUAAAGUUGUCGAUCAGUACAGUCAAGAGAUUCUGUCAGAAUUACUGGCCAACCUUCACAACACUGUCUGGCGUGUCCGGCAAUCUUGUUGUGUUGCUGUCGGUAACUUCCUCAAUGGUCGUUCACUGGACAGUAUCCUUGAAUACCUUCCUCAGCUGUGGACCAUGUGCCUCAGGGAUAUGGACGAUAUCAAGGAAAGCGUUAGGAAGGCAGCUGAAGUUGCAUGCAAGACACUACAGUCUGUCUCCAUUCGCGGGUGUGAUGCCAAUCAAGGAAAAGUUGGCCAAGAAGCAGUCCGUGUCCUCUUGCCAGUGUUACUUGAGCAAGGCCUUGCAAGUCGAGUUGAUGAUAUUCGCAAGCUUGUCUUGCACACCAUUGUCAAGAUCAGUAAGAAUGCUGGAAGCCUUCUGAAACCUCACGUCCCAAUUCUAGUUGUAACUCUCCUAGAAUCCCUGAGCGGUUUAGAGCCACAACAAUUGAACUACCUCAGUUUUCAGCUCCAGAAAGAUCCCAACAUGCAAGAAAAACUUGAAGAUGCAAGAAUAUCGUUUUCGAAAUCUUCCCCGAUGAUGGAGACUGUAUCAUUGUGUGUUCAACACGUGGAUAAAACCGUACUUGAGGAGCUUGUCCCUCGUCUUGCAGAACUGUUGCGUAGUGGUCUUGGUUUGGGCACUAAAGCAGGCUGUGCAGGUUUUGUUGUAUCUCUCGUACAGCAGUGUGGUCAAGAUUUACAACCGUAUGCUGGGAAACUACUAAGUGCCUUGUUGUCGGGACUGACGGACAGAAGUAAAGCAGUUUGCAAGAGAUAUGCCGAAGCUAUUGGUUCUUUGGUGAGAGUUGCGAAAGACAGUAGCGUUUCGAAGCUGUUUGCCAAAAUGAAAUCGUGGUAUUUUGAAAAAGAAAAUGAAUCUCUGCAGAUUGCAUGUGGUUUGGUUUGUAAAGAAAUUGCAAGAUCAUCGCCAGAUGUCAUGGCGCAUCAUGCAACGUCUAUCCUACCUGUCGCUUUCGUUGCAAUGCAUCGUAAGGAUAAGCAAACUGGGAUCAAGUCGCCAUGGACUGAUAUCUGGUCUGAAAACACUCCUGUUUCCACGAGAGGGAUUCAGUUGUACCUUGAAGAGAUUGUAUCGAUUUCGUCCAUGCUGCUUUCGGGACAGUCUUGGGAACGUAAAGUCGAAGCUGCUGAUAGUAUUCAGACUGUGGUUACCACACUGCAUAAAGGUCUGCCGAAGAAACACUUGGAUAGCAUAGUCGCCGCUCUUCUGUCAAGUUUAUCAGGCCGAACCUGGGAUGGCAAGGAAAGCAUAGACUCGUGCAUCGCGACCGUGUUUGUGAAAUGUCAUGCCGUUAUGGAGGAUGGUACCAACAAAGAAAUAGCCCUGGCUGUUUUAAAAGAGUGUCGGAAACAAAAGCCAGCCUACAAAGCCAACGCCAUCAAAUGCCUUGGUCAAAUACUGGGAGAGAAGAAGGUGAUUGCUUUUAGAGAAGUCUACGAUAUUCUUAAGCCAAUCGUUAACCCAGAAAAGAAGAUGCCGGUUGAUGGCGAGCCGUCGGAGGAAGAAGAGCAAACACCUGAUGCUAACCUUCUCAUCAAUGCGUUUGAAUGUAUUGGAUCUGCUUGGCCGUUGGAGAGAGAGCAGCAACUAGAGCAGAGGGAAGAAAUGCUGAAUGUCCUCACUUCAUGUCUUAAAAGUCACCCGUGGAAGAUCCAGCUUGCUAUUUUGGAAUCUCUCAAUCGCUACAUCGGGAAAGUAACAGUCGAUGAAGAUCCAGAAUUUCUUGGUAAAAUUGUUACAUCCGUACUAACGGAACUAUUCCUGUGUCUUGGGAAUGUCAAAUAUGCUGCAAUUCGUCUGAAUAGUUUAGAAGUGGGGAAAAGUUUGUUGUCUCUUGUAGAGACAAGCAAGUUGGAACUGAGUGUUGAACACAAGGACUUGCUGCGGGAGUUGUACCGAAUUCUUGCGAUUCUGAGAAACGAUAGAAAUGAGAAUGUCAAGAGUAAAUCAAUUGAACUUGACGUGUUCCUCAAGAAGCUUAUGUGAGAUACAUUUGAGAUACGUAAUGAAGGAGCAUGAUAUAAGGUUGAGUGUUUAUUCUCGACAGUCUGAGAAUGUAAGCAUUAAGCUCAUGGUUCUGAUAUUUUAGGAAAAAGUAGAGAAGAUCCUAUGAACUCUCUGAUAUUAAAAGGACCUUCUUUUGAAACGUCAGAUUCUUCCACUGAUAUUUUUCAGGCUGAUGAGAAUUAACACGCAAUUCUUUCAUGUACACAAGAGAAUGUUGUGUUAAUACUGUUAUCAUGUGGAAAGGUGGUGCCAUUAACCUGUACUAGCUGCAACACAGAGACAUAGACACAAUAUUUUGCAUGCACUAUUUAUAUUAAUAGAAUAUAUUAAUGCACAAUUUAUAUUAAUUUAUAUUAUUUGAACAAUUUGCAUGCACUGUUUAUAUUAAUUGAACUUUUUUUAUUAAUAUUGACUUUUAUUGAUCAUAAUUAAGUUACCAUUAUUACAAAUUCAUGAAGAGUUAAAUUGAAAGAAUACACCCUUCAGAGAGUAUGUCACUUUGGCUCUAGAGCCUCAUUUUCGUGAUCCAGAUUUUUGGGUUUGACUAAUAUCACCUACACGAAAACAAGGCUCUAUGGCCAAAGUGAUGUAAUUUCCUGGAAAGGUGCAAUGUAGCCUAUAGUGUCUUAGUUGAUAUUUCACCUGGAUUUUGAGAUGCCCCUAAUUAUUAUUUAAAUCGUAAUGUAUCGUCAGAUCAUGGCAAGGUCAUGCCUCCAUCAAUAAUGAAUUCUUGCCCUGUGGUAAAUGCAGAUUCAUCAGAGGCCAAAUAUACAGCUAACUUUGCGAUCUCUUCUGGUUUGCCAAAUCUCCCCAUCUUUUGUUGCUUCAGAAAAUUCUCCCUUGCUUCUUGUGGGUUUGGUGCUGCAUCAAGCCUACCACAGAGUGAUGGUGUCUCUAUACGAGCUGGACAUAUGCAGUUACAACGAAUACCCCUUGAUACAAAGUCUGCUGCAAUGGACUUGGUUAACCCACUGACGGCAGCCUUGGUUGCGGAGUAUGCAAAUCUGUUGACUACACCGAGAACAUUGGAUGCCACAGAUCCCAUAUUGACUAUCGACCCCGAGCCUUGCACUAGCAUUUUUGGGAUGAAAUAUUUGCAUGUCCAAAACAUGCUUUUGAUGUUUACAUUGAAACUCAAGUCCCAAUCUUUUUCUUCACAAUCCAGAACUGAACCAUUGUGAACAAUUCCUG